GGAUUUCCCCUUUCGAAAGCGAAAGUGGGCGCCGGCUCGAGCCCCCGCGAGCGCAGAAGAGCUCAUUUUCUCCCUGGGAGACCGGAGGGCAGACUCGGCCGCCAUGAUGCUGCCUGCCCCCUUGAAGCUGGCUAUCCCUCUCAUUCUGUGCGACAUGGUCCUUCUUCCCUUGCUAGAUCUUCAGCGAUCUGCCUUUGCCUCUCUGGGGGUCCCUGCGGCCUGGCUGGAGGCGGCUCUACGCCUGCUGGUUCUCUGUGGGGCACAGGGGUUCCUCUCCCUGGCCCGGCCCUCCCAGAUGCCCCUCGCAGCCCUGGCAACUGUGAGCCUGCUGCAGCCCCUCUAUCUCACUGUGGGGCACUGGUUUGGAGACCCUCCUCUCCUGCUGUCAUCAGCCCCUCGGUCCUGGCUCCUGCUGGGCUAUGGGGCGGUGGCUCUGGCCCACAUCAUCUGUGACGUCCUGGGGCAAAGGGAGGAGGAAGAGGAGGAGGAGGAGGCGAAGAAGGGAGGAGAAGACAAGGCCACCCUCUGGAAACUGGUGAAGCUCUACCGCCCUGAUGUGCCCUACCUCGCAGGGGCGUUUUCCUUCCUUACCAUGGCUGUGCUUUGUGAAACAUUCAUCCCCUACUACACGGGACGCUUGAUUGACAUCUUGGGCAGCAAGUACGACUCGGAUGCCUUCUCCGCCGCCAUCUUCCUCAUGUGUCUGGCGUCGCUCGGAAGCUCUCUCUCUGCCGGCACCCGCGGGGGACUCUUCAUGAUGACCGUCUCCCGGGCCAUCAUCCGGAUCCGAAGUCGCCUCUUCUCUUCUCUCGUCCGGCAAGACCUGGCGUUCUUCCAGGAGGUGAAAACAGGAGACCUGACCUCCCGCCUCUCCAGAGACACCACAAUGAUGAGCCGCUGGGUGCCUCUCAAUGCCAAUGUCUUCCUCCGCAGCCUGAUCAAGGUCUUUGGGCUCUGUGCCUUCAUGCUUAGCCUGUCGUGGCGCCUGACGUUGCUGACCCUCGUUGAGGUGCCGGUCAUGCUGGCUGUCCAGAAGGUCUACGAUGCCCGCUACAAGGUUCUUCUGCAGGCGAUCCAGGACUCCCUGGCACGUUCUGGGGAGGUGGUGCGAGAAACAGUCUCCUCCAUUGAGACGGUCCGCAGUUUUGCCACCGAGGAGGAGGAGUCUGAGCGCUACAACGCUGCCUUGGCAGAGACCCACCGGCUCAAGGAUCAGAGAGAUUGGGAGAGGGCUGUCUACUUGCUCCUCAGACGGCUCAUGCAGCUGGGUCUGAAACUGAUCAUGCUUCACUCUGGGUACCAGCAGAUCCGUUCUGGCCUCAUGACCCAAGGGAACUUGUUCUCCUUCAUCCUCUACCAGAUGGACUUCGGGUCCUACAUACAGACCCUGAUGUACAUAUAUGGAGAUGCGCUCAGCAAUGUGGGAGCUGCAGAAAAAGUGUUUGACUACCUGCACCGGGAACCGUCCGUUUGCAAUGAGGGAACGCUGGCCCCGGACUUCCUCCGAGGUCACGUCUCCUUCAGAAACGUCUCCUUCUGCUAUCCUUCCCGCCCUGAUGUUCAGGUUUUAAAGAAUGUCUCCUUUGAGCUCCAUCCCAGGGAGGUGGUGGCGCUUGUGGGUCUGAACGGAAGUGGAAAGAGCACCUGCGUGGCAUUGCUGGAGCGCUUCUAUGAGCCCCAGUCUGGGGAGAUCCUGCUGGACGGGGUCCCGAUCCAGGAUUAUGAGCACAAAUACCUGCACAGCAAGGUGGCGCUGGUGGGACAGGAACCAGUCCUUUUCUCUGGGUCCAUAUGGGACAAUAUCGCCUAUGGGGUGCAGGAUUGCAGCCAGGAAGAGGUGGCGGCUGCGGCAAGAGAAGCCAACGCCUUGGCCUUCAUCAAUGAGCUGGAAGGAGGGUUUGCUGCAGAUGUCGGGGAGAAGGGAGGCCAGCUGUCCGCGGGGCAGAAGCAGCGCCUGGCCAUCGCUCGGGCCCUGAUCCGGAACCCCAAGGUCUUGGUGCUGGAUGAGGCCACAAGUGCUCUGGAUGUGGAGAGUGAAGCUGCUAUCCAGCAGUCACUGAUGAACGGCCAGGCCAGGGCGGUGCUGGUGAUUGCUCACCGGAUGCAGACGGUGGAAAACGCAAACAGGAUCGUUGUCCUGGAGGCUGGGGAGGUUGUGGAGGAGGGGACUCACUCUGAGCUGAUGAGCCGGAGGGGCCCCUAUUACCGCCUGGUGCAAAGGAGCCAGGCUGAAUAACUUCCGGACAGGAGGGGGCAGGGGCAGCAGUAACUUCAUCCUCUGGGCUGAGUGGUCUUCUGGGUGCAGAAUGCCAUGGUGAGACUCCUUACAGGGUCCUCGCAGCGGGAUCACAUUCAUCCGGUGCUUUACCAGCUGCACUGGCUCCCGGUGGAGUACAGGAUCAGGUUUAAGGUGCUGGUUUUAACCUUUAAAGCCCUAUGUGGCCUAAGACCCUCGUACCUACAGCACCGCCUCUUCUGGUAUGCCCCACGGAGGACCUUACGGUCUGCAAAUAAUACACCCUGAAGAUCCCAGGCCCCAGGGAGAUUAUACUGGCCUCGACCAGAGCCAGGGCCUUUUUGGCCGUGGCCCCAGCCUGGUGGAAUGCUCUCUCACAAGAGACCUGGCCCCUGCGAGAUUUGACAUCUUUCCGCAGGUCCUGCAAGACGGAACUGUUCCACCAGGCCUUUGGUCUGGUUUCAGUCUGAUUCUUUUCUUUCUGUAUAAGAACAAGCAUUAAAGAGGCCUCCUAGCUGGACUGCCAUCUGUCCAGAUUUUAAUUUGCUCUGAACUAAUUUUAAGAUGCAUUUUAAUUAAUUGAUUGUGUGUUUUUAUGUUCUUGUGUUCUUUGUAUACUGUGUUAGUUUUAUGAUGUUAGCCGCCUUGAGCCCAGCUCCAGCUGGGGUACAAAUAAAAUAAUAAUAAUAAUAAUAAUAAUUAUUAUUAUUAUUAUUAUUAUUAUUAUUAUCCCCCUCUCGAGGUGGUAAUGUGUGUGGCAUAACUUCGUUUAGAAGAGGUGGGACCUUGGGCCACAGCCCCCAAGUCCUGCCAUGAUGGGGCUACUAGGAGCCUCACCUAAUUGGCUGAUCCUUUCUGAGUGCAAAGUCUGGCUUAGCAAGAAAAGCGGGUGUGUGCCCCACUUCAGAGCGCAGUGAAGGGGGGUGCGAAAGGACUGUGUAGCACCCCUUGGAAUCACUAUGCAGCUGUUAAAUAGCAGGCAAUUUGGAGUAUCAGAAGCCAGUUUGUGAGCAUUGGAGAGGAGGGAGGCAUUUUUAAAAUCUGAGAAUACAGCUCAAGAAAUGCAUGUUUCUUAAGGUUAGCCUUUUGAUGAAAAGUAACGAAGAAUCCUGUGAUAUAUUUUUUUAAAAAAACUGACUUCUAAGGAAUUCACUUAAUUUGGACAUUUGCUACGGUAGAACUUAAGCUGUGACUUUGAAAGUCUUGUCCCCAAACUCCCGUUUUUGAAGCCUCCCCCCCCCCAAAAAAAACCCCAUUCUUUCCAACCAGCCUUCUACUCAGGAGUAAUCCCUACUGAGUUCAAUAGGGCUUACUGCCAGGUAAGUGGAUGGAGGAUUUCAUCUUGAGUUGCUUAAAUAUGGAGUCUGACUUCUUUUCCAAUCCUGCCUCUUGGGUCUCACAUGUCUUAGGUGUUUCUGAGUAUGUUGCAAAAAAAAAAUUAUGGCACUUUUGGUCUCUUGCUGUCGAUUGUCCAGGACUGUGAUGGCAUGAAAGUGGCGUUGUGUAAAAUAAAAUGUGUGUGUGUGACAA
Messenger RNA from Zootoca vivipara (common lizard), 3766 nucleotides. RefSeq names its product transporter 2, ATP binding cassette subfamily B member (gene TAP2). Gene Ontology annotation, cellular component: endoplasmic reticulum membrane; TAP complex. The record is from RefSeq and is a predicted model, not a curated record. Gene Ontology annotation, biological process: transmembrane transport; antigen processing and presentation of endogenous peptide antigen via MHC class I. Gene Ontology annotation, molecular function: ATP binding; ATP hydrolysis activity; ABC-type peptide transporter activity. NCBI's taxonomy places the organism in Eukaryota, Metazoa, Chordata, Lepidosauria, Squamata, Lacertidae.